This is a messenger RNA of Monopterus albus (swamp eel), 2901 nucleotides long. It is a transcript of the gene opcml, whose product is annotated as opioid binding protein/cell adhesion molecule-like. The coding region runs from base 479 to 1510 and encodes 343 amino acids. The record is from RefSeq and is a predicted model, not a curated record. The transcript is spliced from 7 exons. NCBI's taxonomy places the organism in Eukaryota, Metazoa, Chordata, Actinopteri, Synbranchiformes, Synbranchidae.
GACAGAGAGAGAGAGAGAGACUCUUCAGGAGCUGUAGCCUACUUAACAAAAAGACACUGAAACGAAUUCAGCCUUUUGCUUUGAGUGUUAAAGACAGAAAGAAAACAGCUCACCGAGGGCAGAGAAAGAAAAGCAUACAAGGAGACUUGGCCGAUGCAUGUCUGCGCGAGCAUCCAUUUCACGGCGAUCACAGUUUGAAGCCAGGGAGACUGUGCGCAUAUCUGUGAGAAACACGGUGCUUCUCUCUCCUCCGAAGUCAGUUUCCUGGAGCGGCUGGCGGGCGGAAGACACUUUUUUUCUGCGUUGAUGGACACUGACAGUAUUUCAUAACAAGCCCAUUUACAGGUCGAUCGCAGUUCCAGCAGGCUACACUGCAUCUUGUUUGCGGAGUGGAAUUUGCGGUCCGUAGCUCAAGACGCAAAAGGAAUAUCCGACGGUUCAAGUUUUUCUGGAAGUUGCGCAGCGACAGAAAGCAAACAUGGGAAUUUGUGGCUAUUUAGGAGUACCUGGGAAAUGCUUUGUCGUCCUCGGACUUAAAUUGUUAUUCCUUGUACCUGCAGGAGUUCCAGCCAGAAGCGGGGAUUCAGUAUUAAAGGACAACAUCACCGUCAGGCAGGGGGAGAGCGCCGUUUUAAAAUGCAACGUGGACAGCAAAGUAUCACGAGUGGCUUGGCUGAAUCGCACCACCAUUUUAUUUGCAGGAAAUGAGAAGUGGUCUCUGGAUCCUCGCGUCAUCCUGAUGGAAAACACGGCAGCCACAGAGUACAGCAUCAAGAUCCAGAAUGUCGAUGUCCAUGAUGAGGGGCCCUAUGUCUGCUCCAUCCUCACAAACAAGAAACCAAAAUCUACAAAAGUGCAUCUCAUUGUUCAAGUACCCGCCAGGAUCACUAAUAUAUCGAAGGACAUCACAGUGAAUGAGGGCAGCAACGUCAAUCUUAUGUGCCUGGCAUUUGGUCGACCUGAGGCCAACAUCAUAUGGAAGCAUCAUUCACCAAGAGGCACCCAUAAAUUUAUGUCUCAGGGGGAACACCUGGAGCUGACGGCCAUUACCAAAGAGCAGUCAGGAUCAUAUGACUGCAUAGCUUCAAAUGAGAUCUCAAGCCCUGAUGUCAGGACAGUGCAAGUGACAGUGAAUUAUCCUCCCUUCAUUUCCAAGCCGAGGGAUACAGGAACUCAAGUUGGACAAAAAGGAGUCCUGCAAUGUGAAGCCUCUGCUGUCCCGAGGGCAAAUUUUGAGUGGUACAAAGAAGACCGCAGGCUCUUCAAUGGACUAAAUAGGGUUAAGAUAGAGAAUCAAGAUAAACAAUCGAAGCUCACCUUUUUCAAUGUUUCUGAAGAAGACUAUGGAAACUACACAUGUGUUGCCAUGAACACCAUGGGAAUCACUAAUGCCAGCAUCUUACUUUAUGGUCCUGGUGCGAUGCACGAUGUGAAUGGGGCUGCCGUGUUGCCUCGCUACUCUGUAUGUCUCCUGCUGACUGUAACCUCAUUCCACCUGCUGAAGUUCUGAUGUGAAAAAGUGACAACGUUGACAAGUUUCUCUCAGCAUUGAGCAGCAAGAACUAUUAGUCCUAUCAGAAGAACGGAAAUCCAAGAGUGCCAGUGGUUCACCCUUAGUCUUUUUUUCUUCCUUUCUUUCUGGUUUUGCUUCGGAGUCUGUUCUCUAUUGGCUUUCCAGGAGUGAGGCAUCGAUCCCAGGGAGGGAAAAAUUUGAAUGAUGCACUAAUUUGAUGAUGUAGAUGACUACUGAGUUUAUGUCUCCCCAAACCUUUUUGUAUGUGAAAAGGAGAAAAGGAAAAAAAAAAUACAUGUAACUGUUGAUAGCUUGAUUGUUUAUUGCCCAAUACUGAAGUGUACAUUCAUAUUAUAAUUAUUGUGUCACGUCCUGUUCAAUAUCUGUACAAUAACAUGAAGCUUUUUUAAGUAAAUGACAAAAAGGGGGAAAAUGCAAUGUAAUUGUUGAAUUUCACUGUAUUUUUACAGUUGUAUGCAAAACAGAAAAACUGAUCAUUCAUUAGAAACAGUUCAGAAUAAUAUAUAGUGCAUCAUGAUUUCUCAGGCAAAGUCCUACAGCAUAGUGCAUCCAAAUUUUUAUUUUCAUUGUAUUGUGUGUAGAAAAUGUACAAAUGUAUACAGACAAUUCCUGCACUGUUUCUCAAAAUCCAUGCACUUAUUUCUGAAACACCUAAUCACAGUGUCAUAGCAGCUUCAUGGCAUAUUCAUACUUAGUGCAGACUUUCAGACUAUAAACAUUCAUGCUAAGUAUCGUUUAAGACAGAAGGGUCGUUCAGUGGGCUGUGUCAUUUUCUUGAAUUGAAAUUGGAUUAAAUGCUUAGCGCUGAACCUUAUUUGACACAACUUUUAACCUAUCAGUAGUGCUGAUGGCAUCAUCCAAGCGUCAGGCUGCUGGGUCUAAUAACCACCUUGCCACUGAACUGACUUCUAACUAAGUGGUGCUGUUAAAUUAUUGUUUUAAAGGUACAACUUGUUUAAUGCACUCUGAUGUUAAGUUACCAAGUCAUCUCAAGUACGUGUAACAGUGUAUUCAUAUUGAUACCGAGCCUUUACACUAAGUUUCUCAGGCAGCCACAGUAGUCCUUGAGUUUUCUUGGUUGUACAGUGCACUUUUAUGCAAUUGAGGCUUUUUGUUUGGACUUGCAGAGCCAAACAGGUGACAACGUAUCAUAAAUCAGGUUGGUGUUCAUUUUGUUUGAUUUUUCUUUAUCUGUUUGUUUUGGUUGAUUGCCAGCUAGGAGACAGAUGGUCCAGUGCUUAACAAUAAAUAGGUACCUUUUGAAACUAUAUCUUAAAAUCCUAAAUACAGUCAGUAGGAAAAAAUAUUCAAACCCUAUUCAGUUUCCCACAUUUUGUUAUGUUUCAAACGCAUCUUAAAAUGGAUUU